Molecule: messenger RNA, 1334 nt
Organism: Ahaetulla prasina
Lineage: Eukaryota; Metazoa; Chordata; Lepidosauria; Squamata; Colubridae
Gene: MDP1
Product: magnesium dependent phosphatase 1
Exons: 6
Coding region: 488-997 (169 amino acids)
Molecular function (GO): acid phosphatase activity
Source: RefSeq, a predicted model, not a curated record
ACCGGCUCCAGUAUCUAAAAAGUUGAUCCCCUGCCAAGUUGAUCCCCUGCCAAGUUGAUCUGUCCGAUCCCGGACGGCCAGCCAGCCAGCCAGCUUCCCUCCGGGCGGAUCAGGGUUAACCGUCCAAGGAGACGGGCAGGAACCGGCUCGCUACGGGAAGGAGGAAGCGGAGAAGCGCCCGGCUUUGGCUCUGGAUCCGCCUUGCGCGCUUUCUCUCCCAUCGGGGGUCCCAAAGAGAUCUGGUCUCUCUCUCUCUCUCUUCCCCCCCACCCCCCGUUUGAUUCUUAGGAUCCGCUGAGGAUCGCGCCGACUUGCAAGGCGCUCAAAAAAGGCUUUUUGCAAACCCGCCUUUUGCGCACAAAUCUGCCGCUCGGCGCAGGGGAAAUCCCUCGUCGGCGUUGCCAGGGAUCUGCGCCGAUCCUAUGCCCCCCCCACCCCCGUCCUCCUCUCUCCUCUCUCGUGGGGAUCCCGGGGACAGGCAGGCCGUAUGUGCAGAAAACCCGCCUUGGUGGUCUUCGAUCUGGAUUAUACCUUGUGGCCUUUUUGGGUGGACACUCAUGUGGAUCCCCCCUUCCACAAAAAGAGCGAUGGCUCCGUGCUAGACCGGAAUCAACGGCCAGUUCAACUCUACCCAGAAGUACCAGAAGUGCUGCACCAGUUGGACAGCGAAGGGAUCGCCAUGGCAGCUGCCUCUCGGACAGGCGAGAUCCGAGGAGCCAGACAACUCUUAGAUCUUUUCGGCUUAAAUCGUUAUUUUCGCUACACCGAAAUCUACCCUGGGAGUAAAAUCACCCAUUUCCAAAGGUUGCAUCAACAGAGCGGCAUUCCGUUUCAUCAGAUGCUCUUCUUUGAUGACGAAAGCCGGAAUAUUCGUGACGUCGCCACGCUAGGAGUUGUGUGUGUCCUUGUUCCAAGAGGUAUGAGCCUUUCUCUCCUCAAAGAAGGCUUAGAGAGUUUCGCCCGCAGUUCCGUCUCUCAUCCUGCUGACAACGUUUAAACCUCAAAACUUCCUGGAUCUCCGUCUUCUGUUUCUCUCAUGGCAAACAUCGGUUGGCGAUUAUGGACCUUAUUUAUGUGCGAGGCGGAAAGUAAUGGAGCUUCUUCCUCCAGUUUAGUCCUUAAAAGAAUUUUUUUCCGUCCUGUGGUUACAAUAGACAAGAGGUUCUGCAAACGUCGUGGUCCCUUUAAGACUUGUGGAGUUCAACUCCCAGAAUUCAAUGCUGGCUGGGGAAUUCUGGGAGUUGAAGUCCGCAAGUCUUAAAGGGGCCGCGUUUGCAGAACCCUUGCAUUAGACCAGCGAAGUGUUGGUGUUGGUGACAUUCUUUCAUCCCAAU